AUGAAUCAGAAACAUGUUGAAGUUGUCAUUACGAAGCAAUCUAAUCAAGCCAAACAAGAAUAUCAAACUCAUCUUACAGCUACAAUUGAUUGCGUUCGAUUCCUUUUGCGACAAGGAUUAACUUUUUGUGGACAUGAUGAGUCUUAUGAUUCUUGUAAUCAAGAUAAGAAAGGAAGAGUUGUUGAACGCUUUUUGUGUCUUGUUCAUGUUUCUAAUAUUGUUGAUGAUUCACUUAUGAAUGCUCUUGAAGCUGUGUUUACAACUCAUGGAUUAUGUUUUUCAAGAAUAAGAGGAAAAGGUUAUGAUGGGCUUCAGUUAGCACUUGUUGUUGUUGCUAAAAAACAAGUUUAG
Hibiscus syriacus is the source of this 351-nucleotide messenger RNA. RefSeq lists its product as uncharacterized. Bases 1 to 351 code for a protein of 116 amino acids. The transcript has 3 exons. NCBI's taxonomy places the organism in Eukaryota, Viridiplantae, Streptophyta, Magnoliopsida, Malvales, Malvaceae. The record is from RefSeq and is a predicted model, not a curated record.